GCUGGAAUCACGUUGAGACGGUAAACAAUUUGAUGCGUAAAGGAGGAUUUAAAGGUGAAAUAACUGAAAUGGACAGACAAGCAGUUUUGGUCGAACGUUUCCAAUCCGAGAAAAUGUCUAUAUCAUAUGAGGAAUAUUUAACCUACAAAAAAUUUCAACAACAACAACGUAACGGUGAAAUAACAACUUUGGACGGUGCUGGUGGAGGAGGCGGGGGAUGUCCUCCAUCUUCAAACGGUGGGCCUCGAAAUGGGCUUUUAUGCAACGGGUUUUUAAAUUCUUGUCUUCCAUGAUUGAAGAAAAAACCGGUGUGCUUAGAAAAGAAGGGGAAAAAUGAGAGGAUGAGUGGGAUUUUUUGGUGGGAAUUUUUUUCUUUUUUUUUCUUAAUUUUUCUGGUGGUGAAAGGUUUUUUUCUUUUAUAUUUUUUCAACUUUUAAGACUAAUGGAAAUUAAUUCUAAAACAAAAUCGGACCUGAUUUGAGUCGAUUUUCAGUUUAAUUUUGGAAAUUAGGUUUAGUUUAUAACUCUUUUUUUGAUAUUUUUUGAGGGGUCUUGGGUUCGAACCCGUUGGGGGCCCUCUAAUUUUAAAUAGAUUCUUUUGAUUUUUUUUCGAAGACCUUUUUUAAAAAUAAGCAGCCUAUAAGUAUUUUUAACUUUUUAGGUAAAUUGAAAAAUUUUUUUGAAAAAAUUUUUUGAAAUUUUUUUCGGCAUUUUUAUUUUUGGGCAAAACGAAAAUAUUUUUGGGGGGUAUUUUUUUCAAUUUUCUUUUUUUUCAAUUUAAAUUUUUUUCUAAAAUUUAAAAACAUUUUUUCUUUUUUCAUUCUCUCUCCCCUUCAAUUUUUUCUCUUUUUCCAUUUAAAAUUUCUUUUUUUUUUUGUAAAAUUCCUUCUUCCCUCUUUUGGAA
This is a messenger RNA of Meloidogyne enterolobii, 904 nucleotides long. The record is from the annotation of a GenBank genome assembly. NCBI's taxonomy places the organism in Eukaryota, Metazoa, Nematoda, Chromadorea, Rhabditida, Meloidogynidae.